Messenger RNA from Acomys russatus (golden spiny mouse), 261 nucleotides. Its product is annotated as reactive oxygen species modulator 1-like. Gene Ontology annotation, cellular component: TIM23 mitochondrial import inner membrane translocase complex. Lineage: Eukaryota; Metazoa; Chordata; Mammalia; Rodentia; Muridae. The record is from RefSeq and is a predicted model, not a curated record. The transcript has 2 exons. Gene Ontology annotation, biological process: protein insertion into mitochondrial inner membrane; protein import into mitochondrial matrix. Bases 1 to 261 code for a protein of 86 amino acids.
AUGGGCCUUGGAGUGAAUGAGAUACCGGUGGCGAUGGGUCCCUAUGGGCAGUCCCAGCCCAGCCGCUUCGGCCACAGGAAGAUGGGCUUUUUCAUGGGUUGUGCUGCGGGCAUGGCGACCAGGGCACUGUCCCGCACCUUCUCCUGUCUCCGGUUCCGAAUGCGGGAUCAGGAGCUGAUGGGCGGCAUUGGGAAAACCAUGAUGCAGAGUGGCGGCACCUUUGGCACAUUCAUGGCCAUCGGAAUGGGCAUAGGAUGCUAA